Molecule: messenger RNA, 630 nt
Organism: Micromonas commoda
Lineage: Eukaryota; Viridiplantae; Chlorophyta; Mamiellophyceae; Mamiellales; Mamiellaceae
Exons: 1
Coding region: 8-580 (190 amino acids)
Source: RefSeq, a predicted model, not a curated record
CGAACCGAUGCGUCUCCUCGCGCUCGUCGCGUGCCUGGCGCUCGUGCGCGUCGGCGUUUCCGCGGAUGGCGACCGGACGGCGGCCGAACCCUUCAACGGCGCCGUCCACUCCGAUCCGGGCGCCGACGUCGUCGACGACGGCAUGACCGAGCCGUCGCACGCCGUUCGAUGGAUGGAUGUCGAGGUCAACGCGGACGCGUUCGUGACGCGCAAGUCCUGGCAGCCGCCGCAGUACCACCUGCAAGACGGGACGUACGUGCGCAUGCGCGGGUGGGUGAGCACGAUACGCGCGGCGGCGGUGGGCGAGGCCGUGUUCCGGCUCCCCGAGGAGGCCAGACCGGGCCGAGGCGAGCCGUGGAGGGUGACGAUGAAGGGCACCGAUCGCGAGAUCCUGCUGGGCGAGGACGGCGUGGCGAGGCUGCUGAGGGACAUCCCCGCGGAUAACUGGCUGCCGCUCGCGGGGUUCGCGUUCAACAGCUGGCGCGCGGGGGGCGCCGACGUCGCGCCGACGGCCGAGCUCGGCACCGGGUCGGUCACCUACGAGGAGGUCGAGGUCCAGCCCCCCAAGGAUGAGCUCUGAUAUCAUACGGGAUAGACAAGACGAUUGACGAUUGAAUCGAGUUUCGCCGC